Molecule: messenger RNA, 2158 nt
Organism: Gadus morhua (Atlantic cod)
Lineage: Eukaryota; Metazoa; Chordata; Actinopteri; Gadiformes; Gadidae
Gene: xkr4
Product: XK related 4
Exons: 4
Coding region: 164-2062 (632 amino acids)
Biological process (GO): engulfment of apoptotic cell; phosphatidylserine exposure on apoptotic cell surface; apoptotic process involved in development
Cellular component (GO): plasma membrane
Source: RefSeq, a predicted model, not a curated record
CCCAGGCGGAGCUACGCUGAAGGGUGUCGACGGCGAGCGAGGAAGGGGACGAGGAGACGAGGAGGGGAGGCAGCGUUUUACAGGAGGAAUCAUAAUAAUCCUAAUAAUAUUUUUUAAUAACAAUAAUAAUAAUAUCGUGUAGCAGUGCGCGCACUUCAAAACAAUGGCGGCCAAAUCGGACGGGGUCCUCAAGAUAAAGAAAAGCGAUGUGGCUUUCACGCCUCUGCAGAACUCGGACCACUCGGGCUCCGUCCAGGGACUCAACCCGGGGUCCCAGCCCGACUCGGCAGGGACCGGGGACGGGGACUUCGUGAACGGGGAUUCGCGGUGCUGCGGCACGGGAGGCGCCGCGUCGACGUGCCUCCGCCUGGGCAGGGAGCAGCCCCAGAAGUACACCGUGUGGGACGGCCUGUGGGUGCUGGCCGCAGUGGCCGUGUACGUCGCCGAUGUGGGCACUGACAUUUGGCUGUCGGUCGACUAUUAUCUCAGACGCGACUUCUGGUGGUUCGGGUUGACGCUGUUCUUCGUGGUGCUAGGCUCUUUCUCCGUGCAGGUGUUCAGCUUCCGAUGGUUCGUGCACGACUUCGGAACCGACGAGGGUUCGUCGGCGGCGGCUGCCGGCGGCGGCGGACCGGGCUCCGGCGUCGGUGCGGCAAACUGCUCCCACAUGGACGGGAACAAGCUGCUGAGCGGCUCGGCCUCGCACGGGGACGUAACCGCCACCACCACGCAGCCGUCCACACCUCAGAGGCAGGCGUCGACCGCCAGCAGGAACACCAUGACCAACAGCAACGCCAGCAACGUGGGGAUGAGCCGGAGUAAAAAGCGCUCGGCCUCGUACUCCUGCUUCGUUUGGGUCUCCCAGUCCCUCCUCCACAUCCUCCAACUGGGCCAGAUCUGGAGGUACGUCCACAGCAUCUACCUGGGCGUGCGGAGCCGACGCUGCGGGGAGCGGGAGCGCUGGCGCUACUACUGGAGGAUGGUGUACGAGUUUGCGGACGUGAGCAUGCUGCACCUGCUGGCCACCUUCCUGGAGUCCGCCCCCCAGCUGGUGCUGCAGCUCUGCAUCGUCAUCCAGACACACAAGCUUCAGGCCGUGCAAGGCAUCACCGCGGCAGCCUCCCUGGUGUCUCUAGCCUGGGCUCUGGCCUCGUACCAGAAGGCGCUCCGGGCCUCCCGGGACGACAAGAAGCCCGUCAGCUACCUGGCCGUGGUCAUCCAGUUCUGCUGGCACUUCUUCACCAUCGCGGCGCGCGUCAUCACCUUCGCGCUCUUCGCAUCCGUGUUCCAGCUGUACUUCGGCAUCUUCAUCGUGCUGCACUGGUGCGUCAUGACCUUCUGGAUCGUCCACUGCGAGACCGACUUCUGCAUCAGCAAGUGGGAGGAGAUUGUGUUCGACAUGGUGGUCGGCAUCAUCUACAUCUUCUCCUGGUUCAACGUCAAGGAGGGCCGCACCAGAUACCGCCUGUUCACGUACUACCUGGUGAUCCUGGUGGAGAACGCCACGCUCAGCACCCUGUGGUACCUCUACCGCGCGCCGCACGCCACCGACGCCUUCGCCGUGCCCGCGCUCUGCGUCAUCUUCAGCUCCUUCCUCACCGGCGUGGUCUUCAUGCUCAUGUACUACGCCUUCUUCCACCCCAACGGCCCGCGCUUCGGCCGCUCCCCCAGCGGCCAGGCGCUCAGCCUGGACCCCUCCGCCGCGCAGUUCUCCGCGCUGCCACCGGAGGGCGCCACCAACUCGCUGCGCUCCAACCGGGAGCGCAGCGCCACGCUGGAGCGCGACCUGGCCAAGCACUCGGAGCGCGACGGCUGCAUGCCCGUGUUCCAGGUGCGGCCCACCGCCGCCUCCACGCCCUCGUCGCGGGCGCCGCGGCUCGACGAGACGGUGGUCCGCAUCGACCUCUGCCGCAACCGCUACCCGGCCUGGGAGAGGCACGUCCUGGACCGCAGCAUCCGCAAGGCCAUCCUGGCCAUCGACUGCUCGCCGGCGCCGCCCCGCCUGCAGUACAAGGACGACGGCACCGUGCAGGAGCGGCUGGAGUACGAGACCACCCUGUAGCCCCGCCCGGCCAGACCCCCAGCGGACCAAUCAGAACCCAUUAUUCACGGCGGCGGCGAAAGGGAAAUUAAUUCCGGGGGUAGGCGGGGGGGCAAA